UACGCACGCAAGAUAACGCACGUUCUCAUCACGCACGUCUACGAACGUUCAACUCAAACUUCAAAUCGUAGGUUUUUAGGCGAGACAAGCGUGAAUUUAGCUGAAAUUUGGGAAGGAACAUUUAUUGUUCAGAUCCCUCCUCCUUGGGAAAGUGGGAGGACCCGAAAAGUUAUUCGCAAAAGGGAGAAUUGUUCCAGUACUCAGUCAUCCAAAAACGUCCUUUCAGUGUGAGAAGUUGGGGAGCCGAAGAAAAUGUUGUUGCUGUUGCGGUAGAAAGUUACUAAAGCGGUAGUGGCUAAGAGGGGGAAAAGGUAUAGAAGAACUGCGAUUUUUGGGAGUAUUAAACAGGAAAAAACUUGGUGGAAAAAGUCGAGCCCGAAAAAGUUGUGGAUUCAGCUCCAAUCUACUGCACGUUUCUGGGGUAGUGUAUGGAAGAUGUCUUGGAUAUUGGAUUGGAUACCCUGGGAAAGGAAACGAAAGUUUCGAGUGCUCUGUGUCCUGGGUGCACUGCUGUGCUGCUGCCUGCAGGGUAGUGCUGCUCUCAGUGAUGACGUCCCAGUCUUCACAGAGGAGCCUCUCUCUGUGGUACAGAAACUGGGGGGCAGCGUGACCCUGCACUGCAGCGCCCUGCCCAACCAUGUCAACAUCACUUGGCGUCUAAACGGGCGAGAGCUGCCAGCGGGGGGCAACGAGGAGCUGGGAGUUCUGGUGCAGCCCAACUCUCUCUACAUCCCCUCCCUUACUAACCUGACCGUGGGCAGAUACCAGUGUGUGGCCACCACCAGCGUUGGGUCCUGCGCUAGUGUGCCGGCCAGCGUUACUGCAGCGAAACUGCGUGAUUUUGAGCCAGAUGACCAGCAGGAAAUUGAAGUGGAUGAAGGAAACACAGCAGUGAUUGAAUGCCAUCUUCCUGAGAGUCAGCCUAAAGCUCAAGUCCGCUACAGUGUCAAGCAGGAGUGGCUGGAGACAUCUAAAGGGAACUACCUGAUCAUGCCUUCAGGAAACCUUCAGAUAGCCAAUGCUACACGGGAGGACGAGGGUCCGUACAAAUGUGCCGCCUACAACCCUGUCACGCAGGAAGUAAAAACCUCCACUUCGACAGACCGUCUACGAAUACGACGUUCGACGUCUGAGGCUGCACGUAUCAUCUAUCCACCAGCAUCCAGGUCCAUUAUGGUGAACAAAGGCCAACGACUUGUCCUUGAGUGUGUGGCCAGUGGCAUUCCCACUCCACAUGUCACAUGGGCUAAGGACGGCCUAGACUUGCGAAAUCAUAACAACACCCGCUUCCUGCUCAGCAACCUGUUGAUUGAUGCGGCGAGCGAGAGCGAUUCGGGCACUUACGUGUGUCACGCUGACAAUGGCUUUGGCUCUGCUAGCUCUGCUACCGUAUUGUAUGACGUGCAGGUGUUUGAGCCUCCCCAGGUGCGUGUCGAGCUGCAGCAACAAGACGCUGUCAAGGGCGUGCGAUUCAGCUGUCAGGUGAGGGGCAAGCCCACGCCAACUGUGGUGUGGCUCCACAAUGCUCAGCCUUUGAGCCCGUCACCAAGACAUCGGAUAUCCUCGCAGGUGCUGCGCAUACUCGAUGUCGGGCCGCAGGACGAUGGCAUGUACCAGUGCAUGGCGGAGAACGGCGUGGGCAGUUCUCAGGCAGCUACAAGACUCCUCGCUGUCCCGACAUUGCCGUCGUGGUCAGGUAAGCUACCCUUGAUUCGACCGAUGAGCCCAGAUAAGGUGUUGCGGGAACAGCCACCCUUGAAGCCCGUGUCUACAAGCGCAGUGCUGCCUGUCGACUGCUCUGAAGUCAAAGUCUCUCAUGCCGAAGCUCCGAUUAUCAUGAGCCAGCCACGCACAGGAAAAGCUGACUACUAUGAACUUACUUGGAAACCCCGUCAUGAUGGAGGAGCACCUGUGUUGGAGUACGUUGUCAAGUACAGAAAGGCUGGAGAAUCUCCCGGUGACUGGAUCUCUAGCACUAUCUCAGGUUUACAGCACAAACUGACUCUGACCAAACUGCAACCCGCCAGCCUUUAUGAAGUGGAGAUGGCCGCUAAGAACUGUGCUGGACUUGGGCAGCCUGCGAUGAUGACUUUCAGAACAGGGCGAAGAGGAGGACCGAUAGGGGCUCCAAAAACACCAGUGGUGACACCUCGUCUUUUGCCUCCAGAAGCUCCAGACAGGCCCACCGUCACCAUGGCUACAGAGACCUCAGUCUAUGUGACGUGGAUCCCUCGCGGAAACCGUGGAUUCCCCAUCCAGUCAUUCCGUGUGGAGUACAAGAAACUGCGGAAAGGGGGUGGAGAAUGGGAUGUGGCUGUGAACAACAUCCCUCCCUCACGCCUCUCAGUUGAGAUCAUUGGCCUGGAGAAAGGAACAUCAUACAAGUUCAGAGUUUUGGCCGUUAAUGUGCUGGGAGCGAGUCCCCCUAGUGCUCCUUCCAAAGCCUACACAGUAGUGGGCAGUGGACCGCCAAACCGGCGUCCCAUUGACGGACCCUAUAUCACCUACAAUGAAGCCAUCAAUGAGACCACAGUUAUCCUCAAAUGGACGUACACACCAGUCAAUAACACCCCCAUUUAUGGCUUUUACAUCUUCUACCGACCCACUGACAGUGACAACGACAGUGACUACAAAAAGGAUGUUGUUGAAGGUGACCGUUACUGGCAUUCCAUUACGGAUCUACAGCCUGAGACUGCCUACGACAUUAAGAUGCAGUGUUAUAACGAAGGAGGCGAGAGUGAGUUCGGCAAUGUUGUCAUCUUGGAAACUAAAGCUCGUCCACACCAGAGGACAACACCUCCAGAGACAUCAACUCCCAGACCUGAACAUCCUGGAAACCCAAUGCCACGACCUGGUGAUCUGCCUUACCUUAUUGUGGGUGUGGUACUUGGAGCGUUUGUCUUCAUCAUCGUGGCCUUCAUCCCAAUCUGUCUGUGGAGAAUUUGGGCCAAGCAAAAACAAACCUUAGACAUGCGUUUCCCAGUUUUGGCAGCAACAGUCUCUCCAUGCCAGUACACCAUGGUGCCCCUGCAGGGAUUGUCUCUUGGUCGGCCCUGUGCUGUUGACCCUCACCUGGCACCUCCUCACAUUGUUUAUGCUCCUAAAGGAGAAUACAUCCCCAAUGGGAAUGGGAAGCACACUACACAACGCCUCCCAGAAGUACACAAGGACAAUGCUGACUAUGAGUUGGAGUGUGAUGCAUUGUUGCCUCAGAAACUUGCCAAUCCGCAACCACAUAUCCAGAACUACUGUAAUGGGGUAUCUGGCUGUUCUGAAGAGAGAUGCUGUGAGCCUGAUGACUCCCCCUUGCAGGUCCUCAGUCUGUCUAAUCCUGCACAGCCAUCUCAGAGUCCUGACUCCUUGAAGGACCAUCACUCCCUCACUGAAGCAAUUCACAUGGAAGAGGAGGUAACUGCCGACUUGCUAUUGUUAACAACAGCUGACACAGGCAUAAACAUGUUGCUUCAAGAAGCUGAGCACCAUGAAGUGAGAACAACUUGAAACAUGAGGCAGCUUGAGGAACAAGGGACACACAAUUUUUUUUUUUUUAAAGAAGACAAACAUAGAGAAAAAUAUUUAUUUUUGUAUAACAGAUGCUAUAUUUAUAUAUUUAUGUCUUUGUACAUAGUACAGAUUUUAGAAUGUAUAUAUAGGUUCUUUAUAUCAGAAGGUACACAUAUUUUGGUAUGUUUGUCAGUCACCACCACAUUAUAAUUUUCAUGCUGUAAAAAUUAUCCUCAUUUUAGAUAGGAACAACCUGACACCUCAAUGGCAUAUCUUUUUUGAUCUGUUUAACUUAAAGUUUCACAGUAAUAAGCUUCAGAUUUCCCACUGGCAAGCAUCUCUUAAUGUUUGAAGUACAGCUAGUGGAAAUUGUAAUGCAUGUAGAGCAUUGUGAUGAUGAACAAUAAGAAUGGUUUAAUGGACAGAGCAUGGGGACAAUUGACUUUUUAAAAACACUUUGCAUCAAAAGUAAUUAUAGUAUGUGAAUGCCUUAUAUAGUAAAAAUGCAUAUUUUAUGCACAGAAUGUUAAAUCCGUACAUUAAAUUGCUUUAUGGCAUGUAGAUGCUACUUUGAGGUGAAAACACAUUCAAAAACAAACAGAAAAACCUUAUGAUUGUAACUUGUUCCAAAUGCUCUCUCAUUUAACAGUGGUGUGAAUCUUGAUGGUGCAGUGUUUACAGCUUUGUACAUAUGUUACUAAGAAUUAUCUAUUUUAAUCAUUAACAAAAAUAUUAAUGAAUAUAUGCUAAGUAUAUGCAUUCUGUGUGUAGUAAUAUUGACUAUGAGAAAGAGCCCAUAUAUUGUAGGUAUUUAUAUUUUCGGUGACCUGGAUGCGAAACAUUCUUCAAAUGAACAUGCCUACCUGCAAUAUGCUAAUUUUAUAUUCAAAACUGGUUUAAUGUAGUCAGCUUGUAUAGUGGUACUUUAAAUGGUCUCUGAUGGAUUUUGCGUUUGGAGGCCUGCAGUUUUCCCCCAUCAGUAUUAGCUUCCUUCCACUGUAAACAUUAAACAUGAAGGAAAAGAUCAAUCUCCACAUACUCUAGAAGUGUAGCUGCUUUGGUUACAUGGAUUAAGCACUAUUGCCUGUUAAUAAAGCUAAAGAA
Xyrauchen texanus (razorback sucker) is the source of this 4608-nucleotide messenger RNA. RefSeq names its product brother of CDO-like. The coding region runs from base 436 to 3501 and encodes 1021 amino acids. The record is from RefSeq and is a predicted model, not a curated record. Lineage: Eukaryota; Metazoa; Chordata; Actinopteri; Cypriniformes; Catostomidae. Gene Ontology annotation, cellular component: plasma membrane; axon. The transcript has 19 exons. Gene Ontology annotation, biological process: cell-cell adhesion; nervous system development; axon guidance. Gene Ontology annotation, molecular function: protein binding.